AUGGAUCAGAGAAACCCUAGGGACUUAGAAACCAACGGAAGCGAUGAAGAUGUGGAGGCCCACCAUGGCCGACGUCAGAUCAUCCAUAAGGCCAUGGGAGAGGAAGCCUUCGUGGACACGGCCGUGCCGCCGUGGACGAAGCAGAUAACGGUGAGAUCAAUGGUGACGAGCCUCGUGCUGAGUGUCGUCUUCAACUUCAUCGUCUGCAAACUCAACCUCACCACCGGAGUUAUUCCGUCGCUCAACGUCGCCGCGGGGCUGUUGGGAUUCGCGGUGGUGAAGGGAUACACCGCCGUGCUCGACAAGGCUGGUCUCUUGAAACAGCCCUUCACUCGCCAAGAGAAUACUGUUAUCCAGACUUGCGUUGUCGCUUCCUCCGGAAUCGCCUUUAGCAGUGGCACUGCAAGUUAUUUACUGGGAAUGAGUGCGAACAUAGCGGCUCAAGGAGAAGAAGGAAACACUCCAAUCAACGUCAAGCAACUGUCUCUUGGCUGGAUGAUUGGAUAUCUCUUUGUUGUUAGCUUUGUAGGCUUAUUCUCUAUUGUGCCCCUUAGAAAGAUGAUGAUCAUGAAGUACAAGUUAACAUAUCCAAGUGGAACCGCUACUGCAUACCUCAUCAAUAGCUUUCACACGCCUAAAGGAGCUAAGCUUGCAAAGAAACAAGUUUCAGCUCUCUUCAAAGCGUUCGGUUUUAGUUUUGUGUCUGCGUUUUUCCAGUGGUUCUUCGCUGCGGCUGACGGCUGUGGAUUUUCCAAUUUCCCAACUUUCGGUCUCCAAGCUUACGCACAGAGGUUCUACUAUGAUUUUUCAAUGACAUAUGUUGGUGUUGGCAUGAUUUGCCCUUAUAUGGUAAAUAUAUCUCUGCUUAUUGGAGCUGUCUUGUCCUGGGGAAUCAUGUGGCCUUUAAUUGAACAAAAGAAAGGUGACUGGUACAGUGCUGAAUUAUCUCCCAGCAGUCUUCAUGGCAUCCAAGGUUAUAGGGUUUUCAUUGCGAUCGCCAUGAUGCUUGGAGAUGGCAUAUUCCACGUCGCGUAUAUGCUAUGCAAGACAGGAUACAGCCUAGUAAAACACCAAUUAAACAAGAAAUCACUAGAGUCACCCUCAAGCACCAACUCCGACAUAAGCAGUACUACUUCAACUCCCUCCUCCCCCUGCGCCUCUCCCGCCGCCAGAGCCCUACUCGAAAACUACGAUGAGAAGCGGCGAACCGACUACUUCCUCAAGGACCAAAUCCCCACGUGGGCCGCCAUCAUCGGCUACAUUACCCUCGCCAUCUUAUCCACCAUUACCGUCCCCUUCAUCUUCCCUCAGCUCAUCUGGCACCACGUCCUCGUCGCCUACCUAAUGGCGCCCGUCCUCGCCUUCUGCAACGCCUACGGCUGCGGCCUCACCGACUGGUCCCUCGCCUCCAACUACGGUAAGUUCGCCAUCAUCCUCUUCAGCGCCUGGGUCGGUCUCGACAACGGCGGCAUCGUCGCUGGCCUUGCUUCCUGUGGAGUCAUGAUGAGCAUCGUCUCCACCGCCUCCGACCUCAUGCAGGACUUCAAAACCGGAUACCUAACUCUAUCUUCUCCUCGCGCCAUGUUCUUCAGCCAAGUCAUCGGCACCGCCAUCGGAUGUCUCGUCUCGCCGUUAGUCUUCUGGUUCUUCUACAAGGCCUACAACGUCGGAGAGCCUGGAAGCUCGUACCCGGCGCCGUACGGACUGAUGUAUCGCGGCAUUGCCCUCCUCGGCGUCGAAGGACUCUCAUCGUUUCCCAAAAACUGCUUCUCGCUCUGCAUCGCUUUCUUUGCAUUUGCGGUCGCUUUGAACUUGGCGCGCGAGCUGCUGCAGCGGUUCGAGACCAAGCACAAGAUUUACAGGUUCGUCCCCAGUGCGAUGUGCAUGGCGAUUCCGUUUUAUCUUGGCGGGUACUUCGCCAUUGACAUGUGCUUGGGGAGCUUCAUUCUCUUUGCGUGGCGAAGGUUGAACCAGAGAAAGGCCGACGAGUUAGCGCCGGCGGUUGCGUCGGGGCUCAUCUGCGGCGAGUCGUUGUGGGGAAUUCCGGCCGCGAUUCUCUCCCUCGCCGGUGUCAAUGCGCCCAUCUGCAUGAAGUUCCUCUCUGCUUCGGUCAACAACAAGGUUGAUGGCUUCUUAAAUGGCUAA
Messenger RNA from Morus notabilis, 2145 nucleotides. Its product is annotated as probable metal-nicotianamine transporter YSL7. Gene Ontology annotation, cellular component: membrane. Bases 1 to 2145 code for a protein of 714 amino acids. Gene Ontology annotation, molecular function: oligopeptide transmembrane transporter activity. Lineage: Eukaryota; Viridiplantae; Streptophyta; Magnoliopsida; Rosales; Moraceae. The record is from RefSeq and is a predicted model, not a curated record. The transcript is spliced from 6 exons.